CUGACACUGCAGAACUACAACCCCCAGAGCCGCCCGCGGCGCGUAUGCGCAGUUCCUCCUGUGUUGAGUAUGGCUACGGUGCUGUCCAGAGCUCUGAAGCUGCCAGGAAAGAAGUCUCAUGACCCCAGGGAAUAUGACCCUCUCACGCAGGCAGACAGUGAUGAAAGUGAAGAUGAUCUUGUCAUUAACAUCCAGCAAAAUGGAGUUCAGAAUGGAAAAGGUACCCGAGGUGCAUCUCAUGACCCCGACUCUGAUGUUGAAGGAACAUCGAAGAGAGUCCAGCAGCGACCGGUAGAUAAUAAACAGGAUGGGUUCUCUACUGGUGGUGUUCUGGAACCAGAGCUCAAGGGAACAUCUUCUUUGGUAUCGUAUGUGCGAACCACAGUCUUCCUUCUCACAGUUGUCAUCUCUAUGGUAAUGGUGCUUGUUUGUGCGUUCCUCAUCCCUUGUCAGCUGAGCGGUCAGCACAAUUUAUGGGCACUCACUGUGGGAUAUGAAACAGAGGUUUCAUCUCCUUUGGAGCUGUUUGAUGUGAAUAAGGACGGUGUGCCGGAUAUCCUGCUGUCAUAUUUGGCUCCCAAUGUCAAUGCUUCACAUGCUUUUUUGAAACAGCAACUCUCCAUUUCUGUCCUCUCGGGCUAUAAUGGGAGCGUCUUAUGGAGCAGACACAUUGAGGAGUAUUUACGGAGUAUUCAGUGCGGGCAGCUGAUCAUGGUGCCUCAGCAGAAUGACACAUGUCUUUUAACUGGAACUUAUAAACUACUGCGUUUGGUCAGCGCAUCCACAGGGGUAACUAUAUGGACCAUAAAUCCAAGCCAUUUGUCCAGUGGUACAGUGGCAGCACCUGCUGUGCUUCUUCCAGAUCUGGAUGACGAUAAUACCAGUGACUUGCUGAUUCUUACCAUUGGGGAAAGUCAGCAGGAACUAGGAUUUCUCUUGGUGUCUGGACGUACUGGGAAACCAUUGGGUGGAAUAGUAAAAUACAACAUCAUGGCUGCAGGAAAAGUUCUAGGACCUCAGACGUAUGUCACAAGCCAGGGGGCUAUUUACAUUCUUUUCGGUUUUGGGAACAUACAGGCUGUUGCAUUGAGAGAUAUAUAUGCACAGGCUAAAAACAGAGAUCGUUUCCCAAGUCUCCUCCAGAAAAAUGAGCCAGACUGGGAGAAGCGAAGAGCUGUAAAUCUGUCCAAAUUGAUCAAUGUUUACAGUGCAGGAGUGAAGUUUCUGCAAGUCAUACCGGUUUUUGGGAGCAACUGCAGCGAUCUACUUGUCACUACCAAAGAAGGACUCUCUCUUCUGAGGGGGCAAGAUCUGGAACAGAGAUGGAGCAUCCGUCUUAGCAAUAUUCAAAGUUCUCCUCAGCCUGGUUACUUUAACAAAGAUGGAGACCUAGAUUUUCUAUUACAGAUUCAGAGCAGUAAGACUGAAAAAAAGGUGGUUGUGAUUGAUGGAUCCACAAGCGCAUCACUUUGGGAAUGGGACGUUGCAUGGCAUCAAAAAGAAGCUGAGGCUAUCUCACUUUUAACUGCUGAUGGGAAAUCGGUCUUCAUUUUCUGGGGAGAAGGAACUCCUUUAGCCAACAGCUCUGUGUUACAUACAAAAGCAGCAGUGCCUUGGAAACGACAUCUUUACUUGCUCUACCCAGCCUAUCCAGGAGUCGUUCUGGAUCUCUUCAAUAUUACAACAAGUAUUAUUGCAUCAGUUGCGGGAAUCAGAGAGUUGGAGAAAGAUGCCCUUCUUGCCAUCAUAACUGCAGAGCAAGGGCUGGGCACAUCAGACAAUGUGCCACGAAAUGUGACUGUAAACAAACUGGGCAUGAGAUGGGCUCUGUCCAACAGUCAAGCUCUUUCCCUAGGGAAGGCAAAGAUAAGGCCCAAAGUGGAAGACGUGAAAAGAAUUCUUACCAGGUUGAAGUUCAGCUCUGUUCCCCAACAGCUGUUGUAAACUGGAAGAAUAAAGUUGACAACAACUCCUGGAAAACUGCUUACAAUGUGUACACUGUAGGAUCAUAGAGAGAGGACUCCACAGAAAAGGCUCUCACAAAUAUAGCCUGGCGUUUGGGAGUGACCAUGUUUUUAUUAUGUAUAUCAAUGUUUGUACAGUAUUUAGUUACACUUGCUUAGCACUCCUUGGCAUUCUUUUAUUCUUAUAUGCCAAUCUUCCCAUGCACACGUUCAAUCCUAAAAUGAGGUGACAACUUGCAUCAUUGUAUCUUCAUGGCUGGUACUUCUCCUUUGGUAACAAGAUGGCAGUGCCAUACUUUUUGACUUGGUCCUAUAGCAGUGAUCUGUAGAUAGAUGAAUUUGUUUACAAAAGUGUAGAAUGUGAAUAUUGUACGAGACAUAUUUUCGCAGGUCAGACAAGGAAGAAAUGCAGCUGAAAGCUGGAUAAAUGUUAUAUAUAGUGCUUUAUGACAGCACAACCUACCACCAUCACAUUUCAGUAGAUAGCUCCUUAUAGACCCUACAGGAAAACGAGGAACACACAGCUUGGCAAAGAUUUUAACUUACUUUAUAAUGCUUUACUAAUAUAUCAACAAGGGGUGGUCUUCAGUUUGCCGGCGGCCGGGCUCCCGACGACCAGCAUACCGGUGCCGGAAUCCUGACCGCUGGCAUACCGACAGAUUUUCUCCCUCUUGGGGGUCCACGACCCCCCUGGAGGGAGACCGUGCCCGCAGGCGUGGCGAGCGUAGCGAUCCCGCAAGGGGCUCAUUUGCGCUCGCCCAGCUGUUGGUAUGCCGGCGGUCGGGAUUCCAGCGCCGGUAUGCUGUCCGCCGGGAGCCCGACCGCCGGCAUAACAUACUACACCCAUCAACAAGAAAUGUCCUGCAGUCUUGUGGUCUUUAAACAGAGUCGAGCAUACAGGAAUGGCUGUAAAAUAUCACUGUUGUAAUGUUUAUGGUGCACUAAAAUGUUGAACUAUAUUGUUGAUUUAUAUUGUUGAAGGUCGUUUAUAGAUCUGACUAGUUGCUGGUUAGUCAUUACUCCCUUCAGUAGCAACAUGUGGUUGUUACUGUAAUAACAAAUCAUUUCAUGUACAUGCAAGAAAUCCAUGUUCUUAUACUCUGUAGAUGUUGUACGUACUGUAUAUUUACUCAAAAUCAUAACAGCAUUCAAUUCUUCCCCCUUAGAUUACAUUUUGAAAAUAUUUGCAAUAGUUGGUUUAUUAAUUGACGCAUUUGUAAAAAAAAAAAUCACACUUUACAUAAGGAAUAACACUAUUAUAAAAUAUAGACAAUUUGCAGUCUUAGGGGGAUAUUCAAUUAGCUCCAGCAAUUUUGUAACUAUUGAAUUUACCCCGCUGCGUAUUCCAUUGCGGGCUGUUUUUCACCCAUUUUUAGGGCAUUUUUGCUAAUGCCUUUUCACUUCUUUUUUUAGUGAAAAGGCAUUGGUGAAAAAUGCCUCAAAAUCAGCAUAGCGUAGGUGCGAGAACAUGUGGAUUCGCCGAUCGACAUGUUUUUUACUCCUGCUUGAUUGUUUCGCCUAGACGAAAAAAACGGCCUUUAUAUUGCAUAGGGCGAAUGCCCAUUCUCCCUAAAAAAUAAUGAAAAGUGCCACUUUUUUGCAUAGGUGAAAAAAACUGCCGUAAUGGAAUACCCACCAUAAAUGUAUUUUACAGCAUAAGGUAUGACACAAUUUUCUAUAAGUAUUAAGUAAAACGUGGAUGCCACUUGCUUUGGCCCUUACAAGCUCUUAGACUAAAACAUUACAUCAGUUCCUCUUUGCUUCCAAAGGGCCUGCGAGUGUAAGUAUUAGGUCUCUGCAGAUCUUUUCACCACUGUCUUAAUAAUAAUAAUAAUAAUAAUAAUUGUAUUUAUAUAGCGCUCUUUCUCCAAUAGGACUCAAGGCGCUUAACAGAUACAUAGCAUAAUAUAGUACAGAAAAUAAUGAAGUAUAGAACAGCUUUUCAUAAAAUAAAGAAGCAUGAAGAUACUAAAGGGACAUUAUGGAAAUGCUUGAGUAAACAGGAAAGUCUUGAGUCUACUUUUGAAGGAUUCUAUAGUUGGAGCCUCUCGCACUGUGCGGGGAAGUGAGUUCCAUAAAGUCGGAGCCGCAUGACUAAAAGCUCGACCCCCAGAUGAAUUACGGUAGAUUCUAGGUACUGCUAAAAGUCCUUCAUCUACAGAUCGCAGUAAUCGAGUGGGGCAGUAUGGGGUCAGAAGCUGCUUCAGGUACCUUGGGCCUUGGUCAUGUAAUGCUUUGAAACUCAGUAAGCCAAUCUUGAAGAUGAUUCGGCAUCUUAUAGGCAGCCAGUGAAGGGAGUAGAGGAUGGGUGUUAUGUGGCUAGAACGGGGCUGAUUGAUUAACAGCCUGGCAGCUGUGUUUUGCACCAGCUGUAAGCGGUGCAAUUCUUAUGCUGGGAGACCAAGGUAGAGGGCAUUACAGUAGUCUAAUCGAGAUGAUACAAAUGCAUGUAUGACUUUUGGCAGAUCAUCUGAGGAAAUUAAGUGCUUGAUUCUGGCUAUGUUCCUCAGGUGAAAGAAUGAGGAUGUCAAGCCACCAUCCAGGACAACGCCAAGAUUCCGCACACAAUUAGUGGUUUGUAGUUCUGAAUCCCCGAGUGUAAGUCCAGUUGGUUGGCUAUGCUGCAGUCUUUUCCUUUGAUGUGGCGGUCCUAUCAUAAGGACCUCUGUUUUAUCCGGGUUCAGUCGCAGCCAACUGGCGCUCAUCCACUCCUGGAGCUCAGCUAGACAGCCAUUUAGGGUUGCUAUUGGGUUAUCAGUGCCCGAAGCAAAGGACGAGUACAGUUGUGUAUCAUCUGCAUAACAAUGGUAGACCAGGCCAUGGCGCCUGAUUAUUUUACCCAGCGGAAGCAUGUAUACUGCAAGAAGCAUGGGGGAUUAGUAUAGAACCUUGUGGGACACCACAUGGCAAUGGCACUGAUGGUGAUGAGUAUACUCCAGACGAUACUCUCUGUGAACUGCCUGUGAGAAAUAAUUUGAACCAGUUUAGGACUGUGCCAUCCAGUCCACAAAAAUGUAUCAGUCGCUCAAUCAGAAGCCCAUGGUCCACGGUAUCAAAUGCUGCAGAAAGAUCCAGAAGGAUUACUAUUGAACAGUCACCUCUGUCUUAUCAUGGUCAGUGAUUGUGUUAAACAUUUGUAAGUCAGGCGAAUCCCAUCUCACAUAUAGAAAACAAUCUGUUUUCCUUGUGAACGCACAGUUGUUUCUUAACCACCAAGACCCAAAGAUCAGUGUAGGAGCUCGCUCCGUCCUGUGCUUUUAGAGGCACUGUAUGGUGACAUCAGGCUCUCACACAGUUUCCCUAGCAUUAGUAUACUUGUCAACAUACUCUAGGCAGUUAUCAUAUUAGCACAUUAAAAAUAAACUGUGCGUAAGCUCGUAUGAGCAGGGCCCUCUUCUAUUUAAUAAUUGUGAUAACUGCACGCUGUAAUGUGUCAUGGAAUCCUUGUGGCGCCUAUGAAUAAAAAAAAAUAAUUUAGUAUUUUUUUCUGAAUUUCACAAUAAGAAACUUUUGACCUAGUGGUGCCGUGAAAAAAAUUCUGAUACUCUAGGGCGCCAUGAUUCAAAAGGUUAGGGAGUCUCUGCAGUACACUGAUGUUACUCUGUGCUGCCUUUUAUUAUAUACCAUGCAUAUUUUUGAUUUUGGAUCUUGGAUAAGCAGAUACUGUACAACAGAAAAAAAACAAAAAGUGUCUCUACUAGGUGCACUAUUGUUAAAAUAUACCUUUUAUUUCAUAUAACUAAUUGCAUGUCAGUGACUAUGUAUAUAUAUAUAAGAGCGAACACUUGUAGAAAUCAAUCAGUAUUAGAACAGUAACUUUCCCAGUUUUCUUAAAGUAAAAACAUUAGUGUAAACGCUUAAAAAAUGUUUGUCCUAUUUAAAAGAAAUAUUUAAGUUUUGCUGUAUUAUUCAUAUUUUUUAGUACUGUAUUAUGAAAGGAGAGAGGAUAACGGUACUGCUGCCAUAAAGAUUUGGUAGUUAUUGGAGGGAGUGGAUCUGAUUCAUGUCCCGACGAAUAUGCGGCGCAUGCUGCAAAGAACCAAUAUACGGUACUUUUUGCAUGUGCAGUAUGGGUCUGUGACAUCAGACACAGAUCUACAGAAGACUGUCAGUGAUUGACAGUCUGACGCUGUUAGGGGGUAGUGACGAGGCCAGGAUUUCCGUCUGAUGAUGGAAAUUUCCUGGCCCCUUGGUCAGAGCUGCGGCGGAUGGCUGCAUGAUCCCAUGGGUCUUGCAGCCGGCCGAUGGUGUCACAGAUGUUCCGAUGCUGUGUCCUAGGAUGCAGCUCGGAUCGCUAAUGCAUGCAGGAGGUGUGACGCCUGCUGCAUUACCAUAUUAGCGUGAUAGCUACUGCAACCACAUCUGAACCAGGCCCCGUGUCAGUUAGUACUGAUGUAAUUGUAAACUUGCCGAUUGUGUGUGUGUGUGUGUUUUCCUUUUUUUGCCCAGCUGUAGUUUCUUGAUUUUUCAGGCAACUUGUGAACUGACCCUAGUGUGUGUGUGUGUGUGUGUGUGUGUGUGUGUGUGUGUGUGUGUGUGUGUGUGUUAGGCACUAGCACUUCCUACAUACAGCGCAUCUGUUAAGAAUGUGAAUCUGCACUGUACAUACUGUGUUGACUGUUUAGUAAUGUCAGAUUUUUAAUUUAUGAAAUAAAAAAAAUACUUAACACUAUGUGAAUACA
Molecule: messenger RNA, 6646 nt
Organism: Pseudophryne corroboree (corroboree frog)
Lineage: Eukaryota; Metazoa; Chordata; Amphibia; Anura; Myobatrachidae
Gene: FAM234B
Product: family with sequence similarity 234 member B
Exons: 13
Coding region: 70-1944 (624 amino acids)
Source: RefSeq, a predicted model, not a curated record